GUCUUGUCCAGAACACAGGCAAUAGAUCUGAGUGUAUUUGGGAUGUCUCCAUAGGAACGCACCUACAUUCCAGAGGACCAAAGGCACACAAACAAGAAUUCCCAGGUAGCAUUUUGUUACUCGGAAACCAUCCCUGCUCCCAUGAAGAAGGAUGAUGCCCAACAGAAAUCAGACAUUGAGCUUCUUCAGUUUUCCCUGAUUCUCAUCCAAUCCUGGCUGACCCCGAUGCAGUACUUAAGCAAGAUGUUCACAAACAAUCUGGUUUUUGGCACCUCAGACAGAGUAUAUGAAAAACUAAAGGACCUGGAAGAAGGGAUUCAAGCUCUGAUGAGGGAGCUGCAGGACCGAAGCCCACAGGGUCCCCAGAUCCUCAAAGCCACUUAUGAGAAAUUUGACAUCCACCUGCGCAGUGAGGACGCACUGCUGCAGAACUACGGCUUGCUCUCCUGCUUCAAGAAGGACCUGCACAAGGUGGAGACCUACCUGAAGGUGAUGAAGUGCCGGCGCUAUGGAGAGGGGAACUGCACCAUUUGACACCAGGGACAGCUCUGUUCCCACUCCAGCCUCCUGCUGACCAUGGCUGCACUACUCCUCUGAAAGAAAGCUGGAGAAUAAACCUGCUACUGCCAA
Messenger RNA from Cyanistes caeruleus (blue tit), 630 nucleotides. Its product is annotated as somatotropin-like. The record is from RefSeq and is a predicted model, not a curated record. Gene Ontology annotation, molecular function: hormone activity; growth hormone receptor binding; growth factor activity. Gene Ontology annotation, biological process: positive regulation of growth; growth hormone receptor signaling pathway; positive regulation of tyrosine phosphorylation of STAT protein. Gene Ontology annotation, cellular component: extracellular region. NCBI's taxonomy places the organism in Eukaryota, Metazoa, Chordata, Aves, Passeriformes, Paridae.